Lontra canadensis (Northern American river otter) is the source of this 5752-nucleotide messenger RNA. RefSeq names its product plexin C1 (gene PLXNC1). The record is from RefSeq and is a predicted model, not a curated record. The transcript has 31 exons. The coding region runs from base 52 to 4782 and encodes 1576 amino acids. Gene Ontology annotation, biological process: regulation of cell shape; semaphorin-plexin signaling pathway involved in axon guidance; positive regulation of axonogenesis. Lineage: Eukaryota; Metazoa; Chordata; Mammalia; Carnivora; Mustelidae. Gene Ontology annotation, cellular component: semaphorin receptor complex. Gene Ontology annotation, molecular function: protein binding; semaphorin receptor activity.
GAGCCGCCGUCGCCGCCGCGCGCCCUGCCCGGGGGCGGCCCCCCCAGCCCCAUGGAGGUCUCCCGGAGGAAGGCACCGCCGCGCCCCCCGCGCCCAGCCGCGCCGCUGCCCCUGCUCGCUUAUCUGCUGGCGCUGGCGGCGCCGAGCCGGGGCGCGGACGAACCCGUGUGGCGGUCGGAGCAAGCCAUCGGAGCCAUCGCGGCGAGCCGGAAGGACGGCGUGUUCGUGGCGAGCGGCAGCUGCCUGGACCAGCUGGACUACAGCCUGGAGCACAGGCUCUCGCGCCUGUACCGGGACCAAGCGGGCAACUGCACGGAGCCCGUCUCGCUGGCGCCCCCCGCGCGGCCCCGGCCGGGGAGCAGCUUCAGCAAGCUGCUGCUGCCCUACAGCGAGGGGGCGGGCGACCUCCCGGGGCUGCUGCUCACCGGCUGGACCUUCGACCGGGGCGCCUGCGAGGUGCGGCUGCUGGGCAACCUGAGCCACGGCUCCCUGCGCAACGGCACCGAGGUGGUGUCGUGUCACCCGCAGGGCUCGACGGCCGGCGUGGUGUACCGCGCGGGGGACCAGAACCGCUGGUACCUGGCGGUGGCCGCCACCUACGUGCUGCCGGAGCCUGAGACGGCUAGCCGCUGCAACCCGGCGGCGUCCGACCGCGACACCGCCAUCGCCCUCAAGGACACGGAGGGACGUAGCCUGGCCACGGAGGAGCUGGGCCGCCUCAAGCUGCGCGGGGGCGCGGGCAGCUUGCACUUCGUGGACGCCUUUCUCUGGAACGGCAGCGUCUACUUCCCCUACUAUCCCUACAACUACACGAGCGGCGCCGCCACCGGCUGGCCCAGCAUGGUGCGCAUCGCGCAGAGCGCCAAGGUGCUGCAGUUCCAGGGUCAGGCGGCCCUCGACUGCGGCCACGGCCACCCCGACGGCCGGCGCCUGCUCCUCUCCUCCAGCCUGGUGGAGGCCCUGGGCGUCUGGGCGGGCGUGUUCAGCGCGGCCACCGGGGAGGGCCAGGAGAGGCGCUCCCCCGCCACCACCGCACUCUGCCUCUUCAGGAUGAGUGAGAUCCAGGAGCGCGCCAAGAGCUGCUCUUGGGACUUCCAGACGGCCGAGCAGAACUGCAAAGAAGGCGAGAAACCUGAGAGAGUCCAACCAAUUGCCUCAUCUACCUUGAUCCAUUCCGACCUGACAUCCGUUUAUGGCACCGUGGUAAUGAACAGGACUGUUUUGUUCUUGGGGACUGGAGAUGGCCAGUUACUUAAGGUUGUUCUGGGUGAGAAUUUGACUUCAAAUUGUCCAGAGGUUAUCUAUGAAAUUAAAGAAGAGACACCCAUUUUCUACAAACUGGUUCCUCAUCCUAAGAAGAAUAUCUACAUCUAUCUAACGGCCGGGAAAGAGGUGAGGAGAAUUCGUGUUGCCAACUGCAGUAAACAUCCAUCCUGCACGGAGUGUUUAACGGCUGCAGACCCUCACUGCGGUUGGUGCCAUUCGCUACAAAGGUGUACUUUUAAAGAAGAUUGUGUACACCCAGAGAACCAUGAAAACUGGCUGGAUAUUUCGUCGGGAGCUAAAAAUUGCCCUCAAAUUAACCUAUUUCGAAGCAGUAAAGAUAAGACUACAGUGACUGUGGUGGGAAGCUUCCCUCCCAGGCGCGCGGAGUGGGAGUGCGCGGUGAAGAGCGCCGACACGGGCAGGCAGCUCUGCGGGGAUAAAAGUCCAGCAAGCAAGCCCUGCACGUGCAGCAUUCCCACGAGAGUGACCUACAAAGAUGUUUUGGUUGUCAAUGUGACAUUCUCCUUCGGUUCUUGGCGUUUAUCAAAAAGAUUCAACUUUACCAACUGCUCGUCAUUAAGAGAAUGCCCAGGGUGUAUUGGAACUGGCUGUGCUUGGUGUAAAAGUGAGAGGAAGUGUAUCCAUCCCUUCACAGCUUGUGACCCUUCUGAUUACAAGCGAAGCCAGGAGCACUGUCCAGUCGCUGUGGAGAAGCGGACACCACCCGAGACAGCAGGAGGAGGAAGAGUCCCAGAGAAUAGGAGUAAUAGGACCCAUCCUGGCUUGCAGGUCUUUUACAUUAAGUCCAUUGAGCCACGGAAGAUAUCGACUUUAGGGAAAAGCAAUGUGAUCGUCACGGGGGCAAACUUUACCCAGGCAUCCAAAAUUACUAUGAUCCUGAAAGGAACCAGUACUUGCGAGAAGGAUGUGAUCCAGGUUAGCCAUGUGCUAAACGACACCCAUAUGAAAUUCUCUCUACCAUCAAGCCGGAAAGAAAUGAAGGACGUGUGUAUCCAGUUCGAUGGCGGGAACUGUACAUCUGUGGGACCCUUGUCGUACAUCGCUCUGCCACAUUGUUCCCUCAUAUACCCUGCCACCACCUGGAUCAGUGGUGGUCAAAAUAUAACCAUCGUGGGCAGAAAUUUUGACGUAAUUGACAACUUAAUCAUUUCACACGAGUUAAAAGGAAACAUAAAUGUCUCUGAAUAUUGUGUGACAAAUUCCUGCAGGUUUUUAGCCCCCAGUUUAAAGAGUUCAAAAGCGCGUACGAACGUCACCGUGAAGCUGAGAGUCCAGGACACCUUCUUGGACUGCGGAAGCCUGCAGUAUCUUGAGGACCCUAGGUUCACGGGGUGUCGGGUCGAACCCGAGGGGGACACAGAGCUGGAAGUGAAAAUUCAAAAAGAAAAUGACGAGUUCAAUAUCUCCAAGACAGACAUUGAAAUCACCCUCUUCCACGGGGAAAACGAGCAAUUAAAUUGCAGUUUUGAAAACAUUACGAGAAAUCAAGAUCUCACCAUCAUCCUUUGCAAAAUCAAAGGCAUCAGUAAUGCAAACAGCAUCGACACCUCAUCCAAGAAAGUUCGUGUCAAACUGGGAAACUUGGAGCUCUACGUUGAGCAGGAAACAGUUCCUACCACUUGGUAUUUUCUGAUUGUCCUUCCCGUCUUGCUAGUGAUUGUCAUCUUUGCGGCCGUGGGGGUAACCAGGCACAAAUCGAAGGAGCUGAGCCGCAAACAGAGCCAACAGCUGGAGCUCCUGGAGAGUGAGCUCCGGAAAGAGAUACGUGAUGGCUUUGCUGAGCUGCAGAUGGAUAAAUUGGAUGUGGUUGAUAGUUUUGGAACCGUUCCCUUCCUUGACUACAAACAUUUUGCUCUGAGAACUUUCUUCCCCGAGUCAGGUGGCUUCACACACAUCUUCACUGAAGAUAUGCAUAACAGAGAUGCCACUGACAAGAAUGAAAGUCUCACAGCUUUGGAUGCCCUGAUUUGUAAUAAAAGUUUCCUUGUGACUGUCAUCCACACCCUUGAGAAGCAGAAGAACUUUUCAGUGAAGGACAGGUGUCUGUUUGCCUCCUUCUUGACCAUUGCACUGCAAACCAAGCUGGUCUAUCUGACCAGCAUCCUGGAGGUGCUGACCAGGGACUUGAUGGAACAGUCCAGUAACAUGCAGCCAAAACUCAUGCUAAGACGCACAGAGUCUGUGGUUGAGAAACUCCUCACAAACUGGAUGUCCGUCUGCCUUUCCGGUUUUCUGCGGGAGACGGUUGGAGAGCCAUUCUAUUUGCUGGUGACGACUUUGAACCAGAAAAUAAACAAGGGUCCUGUGGAUGUGAUCACCUGCAAAGCCCUGUACACCCUGAACGAGGACUGGCUGCUGUGGCAGGUUCCGGAAUUCAGUACCGUGGCAUUAAACGUUGUCUUUGAAAAGAUCCCGGAAAAUGAGAGUGCAGAUGUCUGUCGGAACAUUUCAGUCAAUGUUCUUGAUUGUGACACCAUAGGCCAAGCCAAGGAAAAGAUCUUCCAGGCUUUCCUAAGCAAAAAUGGCUCUCCUUAUGGACUUCAGCUGAAUGAAAUUGGCCUCGAGCUACAAGUGGGAACACGACAGAAAGAACUGCUGGAUAUUGAUAGUUCAUCUGUGAUUCUCGAAGAUGGAAUAACCAAGCUAAAUACCAUUGGCCACUACGAGAUAUCAAAUGGAUCCACUAUAAAGGUCUUUAAGAAGAUAGCAAAUUUUCCUUCAGAUGUGGAAUACUCAGAAGACCACUGCCAUUUGAUUUUACCAGAUUCAGAAGCAUUCCAAGAUGUUCAAGGAAAAAGACAUCGAGGGAAGCACAAAUUCAAAGUAAAAGAAAUGUAUCUCACAAAGCUGCUGUCAACCAAGGUGGCAAUUCAUUCUGUGCUUGAGAAACUUUUUAGAAGCAUUUGGAGUUUACCCAACAGCAGAGCCCCAUUCGCUAUAAAAUACUUCUUUGACUUUUUGGAUGCCCAGGCUGAAAACAAAAAAAUUACCGAUCCUGAUGUCGUACAUAUUUGGAAAACAAACAGCCUUCCUCUUCGCUUCUGGGUAAACAUCCUGAAGAACCCUCAGUUUGUUUUUGACAUUAAGAAGACACCACACAUAGACGGCUGUUUAUCUGUGAUUGCCCAGGCAUUCAUGGACGCAUUUUCUCUCACAGAGCAGCAACUCGGCAAGGAAGCACCAACUAAUAAACUUCUCUAUGCCAAGGAUAUCCCAACCUACAAAGAGGAAGUAAAAUCAUAUUACAAAGCAAUCAGGGAUUUGCCUCCAUUGUCAUCUUUGGAAAUGGAAGAAUUCUUAACUCAGGAAUCUAAGAAACAUGAAAAUGAAUUUAAUGAAGAAGUGGCCUUGACAGAAAUCUACAAAUACAUCGUAAAAUAUUUUGAUGAGAUUCUAAAUAAACUAGAAAGAGAACGAGGGCUGGAAGAAGCUCAGAAACAACUCUUGCAUGUAAAAGUCUUAUUUGAUGAAAAGAAGAAAUGCAAGUGGAUGUAAGCACUCUGGGGACUGGCUUAAUCUGGCAAAAUUCUUCAGACGACUUGGGAGCAAAAUGGCUGCUUGAGCUACUCUGUGUCGUUCAUUUUAAAGUUUGCACACAGGUUCCACUUUGAGCACAGUCUUUCAGAGACCAAGGCACAUGCACAGCUUUUAGAAAGCAUACCCACCAUUGUGCCUGUGCAUAUACUGUGGGAGCCUUUCUGUAAAUAGAGUCGAAGUGGUUGUUGCAAACAGCCUCCUUGUUUACAGAGAAUACAGGGCCAGUAAGCAAGUGUCAGUAUUGUUAACUACGGUCUCCACUUAAGCACAAUGACAGCAGUGGUUUUGUUUGAAAACUACAGUUAUGUAGCACUUGUGACUACACUGCAUCUCUGCAGAAAAGGGACACUGCCAGUGAUGACAAGAAAAUGUGAAAUGAGUCAUUUGGCAACAAGGCGGGAGUGUUAGGGCAACCUCGAGGAUCUGCAGCAUUGAAAUUUUCCCCAGUAGUUCUUGGAAAAGCUGACCACGGAAUCUGGUAGUGUGUACACUUAGCAUUUGUGAGUGUGUGUGUGUUUUUAAACCAAAAACUGACAGUGUUGCAACAUUGUUGAAAGGGCUCGUGUUUUUCAGUGGUCGCCAAUUACACUCCGUCAACUCACCUCCAUCUCACAAGGAGCUCUAAAGCAAGGAGAGUGAGGAGGUUUAUUUAAAUGCAACAGCAUUUUACCCACUUUGUCCUGAUGUGUUCCUUUUUUCAUUUUUUCAUGCUAAAUGUAUUUGAUAGUGGACAUGUUGGCUAUUGUAAAACAAAACAAAACACCAUUAGUUUAUUUCUGUCUAAAAGCUUUGAUUAGAACUAACUGUAGAAGAGUAACUUCCUCCCCUAAUCCUACAUUUCUAUACUUGGUGUCUCCUUGCUUUAGAUUUCUGGUGAAUCCUGUGAUUAUAAAUACUUGUGUGUGAUUACAAAAAAAAAAAAAAAAAA